AGAACUCUCCGUUUUCCCUCCCUCUAUAAACCUCCCCACCUCGCUCCGAUCAACCCAAGUUUCAAAAGAGAUUCCCAAGAACAUUUUGGAGAAAUUCAAAGAAUUCGAAAGCGAUAAUAAUGGCGUCGUCAUCAGCCGCGACUCACGUGCAACUCCCCUUUUCCCACCGCAAAAUCACUCACAAGACUUCAGUUUUCGGGCAGAGGAUCCGUUUCGCGUCGCCGACGAAGAGAUGUUACAAUAAUAAUCACAGGGCGGUGAGGGUGGUGAACGAGAAGGUGGUGGGCGUGGACUUGGGGACGACCAACUCGGCUGUGGCGGCGAUGGAGGGAGGGAAGCCGACGAUCGUGACGAACGCGGAAGGGCAGCGGACGACGCCGUCGGUGGUGGCGUAUACUAAGAGCGGCGACCGCCUCGUCGGGCAGAUUGCGAAGCGGCAGGCUGUGGUGAACCCGGAGAACACGUUCUUCUCGGUGAAGAGGUUCGUUGGUCGGAAGAUGUCGGAGGUUGAUGAAGAGUCGAAGCAGGUGUCGUACAGAGUGGUGAAAGAUGAUAAUGGGAAUGUGAAGCUUGAAUGCCCCGCCAUUGGAAAGCAAUUCGCCCCUGAAGAAAUCUCUGCUCAGGUUUUGAGAAAACUUGUUGAUGAUGCCUCAAAGUUUUUGAAUGAUAAGGUGACUAAAGCAGUGAUUACAGUGCCAGCAUACUUCAAUGACUCCCAGAGAACUGCAACAAAAGAUGCUGGUCGCAUCGCUGGACUAGAGGUGCUACGCAUCAUAAACGAACCUACUGCUGCUUCAUUGGCUUAUGGAUUCGAAAAAAAAAAUAACGAAACAAUUCUAGUUUUUGACCUGGGAGGUGGUACCUUCGAUGUGUCAGUUCUUGAGGUCGGUGAUGGAGUAUUCGAGGUGCUUUCUACCUCAGGUGAUACGCAUUUGGGUGGUGACGAUUUUGACAAGAGGAUUGUAGAUUGGCUUGCUGAUGACUUCAGGAAACAAGAAGGAAUAGAUCUUCUAAGAGACAAACAAGCUCUGCAACGCCUCACUGAAACUGCCGAGAAGGCUAAGAUAGAACUAUCUUCUCUCACACAAACCAAUAUUAGUUUACCAUUUAUAACUGCCACUACGGAUGGUCCAAAACAUAUUGAAACCACACUUACACGGGCAAAGUUUGAAGAAUUAUGUUCAGAUUUAUUAGACAGGCUGAAAACGCCUGUUGAAACUGCCCUAAGAGAUGCAAAGCUAUCGUUUAAUGACCUUGAUGAAGUGAUUCUUGUUGGUGGAUCUACACGAAUCCCUGCCGUACAAGACCUUGUCCGGAAAUUGACCAGUAAAGAACCUAAUGUUACAGUGAAUCCCGAUGAAGUUGUUGCUCUUGGAGCUGCUGUACAGGCGGGUGUUUUGGCUGGAGAUGUAAGUGAUAUUGUGCUGUUGGAUGUGACUCCUUUAUCGCUUGGCCUGGAGACUUUGGGUGGCGUUAUGACGAAAAUCAUCCCGAGGAAUACCACUCUGCCUACAUCCAAGUCUGAGGUUUUCUCAACUGCAGCAGAUGGGCAAACCAGUGUCGAAAUUAAUGUGCUGCAAGGCGAAAGAGAGUUUGUCAAAGACAACAAAUCCCUGGGAAGCUUCCGCCUCGAUGGGAUUCCACCAGCUCCCCGUGGCGUUCCACAGAUUGAAGUGAAAUUCGACAUCGAUGCUAAUGGCAUCCUCUCCGUCACUGCUGUGGAUAAAGGAACUGGAAAGAAACAGGACAUUACAAUAACCGGUGCAAGCACCUUACCCAAAGACGAGGUGGAAAGAAUGGUUGAAGAAGCAGAGAAGUUUGCUAAAGAGGACAAGGAGAAAAGGGAGGCCAUUGACACCAAGAACCAGGCAGAAUCUGUUGUCUACCAGACCGAAAAACAGUUGAAGGAGUUGGGAGACAAGGUCCCUUCUGAUGUUAAAAGCAAGGUGGAGGCUAAGCUGAAAGAGCUGCAGGAUGCCAUUUCUGGCGGUUCAACCCAAACGAUAAAAGACGCCAUGGCAGCACUGAACCAAGAAGUGAUGCAACUAGGCCAGUCUCUCUACAGCCAACCGGGCGCCGGAACACCUACACCAGAUGAUGUUAAGCCAGGGGGGGAGUCGAGUUCAUCGGGUAAAACCGAUGGAGAUGGAGAUGGAGAAGUCAUUGAUGCAGAUUUUAGUGAAAGCAAGUGAUGGAUGAGAUCAACAAGGGUCUUCUGUAUAAUAUGUAUGUAUAGGUUACCUAGUUUGGAGUUUGGGGAUGAAACUUUUUUUCCAGAUGAGACAUGGAGGGGGAUUGUACAUGAAUAGGUUAAUGAUUUUCCAAUGAAAUACAGUUUAAUGUAAGCAUUUGUUUAGUUAAUGCAAGGAAAUUUCUAUUAUGGAAA
Ipomoea nil (Japanese morning glory) is the source of this 2386-nucleotide messenger RNA. Its product is annotated as stromal 70 kDa heat shock-related protein, chloroplastic-like. Gene Ontology annotation, biological process: cellular response to unfolded protein; protein refolding. The coding region runs from base 120 to 2192 and encodes 690 amino acids. Gene Ontology annotation, cellular component: chloroplast; cytoplasm. Gene Ontology annotation, molecular function: heat shock protein binding; misfolded protein binding; ATP hydrolysis activity. Lineage: Eukaryota; Viridiplantae; Streptophyta; Magnoliopsida; Solanales; Convolvulaceae. The transcript has 8 exons. The record is from RefSeq and is a predicted model, not a curated record.